AUGGGAGCACUCGAGUUCAUCUGCAAUCGAAGGUUCCACCGCAAUUUCGUACUUCCCGCCAACCCUGAGACAAACGGAAGCAAGCCUUACCAUGUUUCUUACUCCGAUUUUGGCGACUCCGACAGCAAAGCAGUCGUCUUAUUCUGUGGAGCUCUGUUCGGCCAACGCUUAUGCUAUGCACCCUUGGACCAACUAGCAAAGGCCCAUCAUGUCAGGAUCAUCCACCCGGACCGACCUGGCGUCGGGGGCAGUGAAGCUGUGGAGCCUGAAAAGCGAGUACAGACCUGGCUUGAAAUGGUCCCCCAACUUCUGGCGCACCUGAACAUCUCGCAUGUUUCGAUUGCAAGUCAUAGUGGAGGCGACAUCUACCUCAUGAAUUUCAUUCUCGCCUACCCACAUCUGCUGAAUCCUAACCAUUCAUAUGUCGCUUUCUUCGCCCCAUGGGUCCAUUACUCGCACUCGAGAAUGUCGCAUCUACAGGCUACAGAGCUACUUCCGGCUUCGUUGAUAGGAAAGUUCGGCUCGCUCGGUAAAUUCGUCAACCAAAACAUCGUUCCAAUGGUCGGCUUGAGUGGCGCCUUUCUUCAGGGUAUAUCAUCUCCACUGUCGCGUUCCAACCCUACAACAGCUCCUGUUGCCCUUACAGUGUCCGGAACCACUGGCUCAGAAGGGUCUGCAGAUAGCCUGAGCGAUGAUUUCUCAGAUCUUGCACUUGACGAUCCUCGGGCUGUGGAUGACUUGCGAAAUACUAUUACCAAGUUCGUCUUCGCCGAAUCUGUGGACGGUGUCUCGGCAGAUGCACAGCUAUUCUUGAAGCGCUCUGUUUCGUGGAGCACGCCUCUUGUCGAAUGGAAGGAUUUCGAUGACGCUGUGCAGCUUCUUUCGAGACUCAUCAGCGAAGACGAUCGACUGACAGGCAGCAACAGGGUCUGGGCCAUCGACUGCUUUCAUGGUGAGCACGACCAACUGGUUGGUGACAAAGGGAGAGAUUGGUUCAAUGCCAUCUGGGCACCAAGUCAGAGCUAUGAGUAUCGCAGUGUAAUUACCAAAGGCACUGAGCACAACUUCUUGAUGGAUCCAGCAUUCGGCGCGAGCGAACAAUGGCUGCAACGGGUUAGCAAGUCAUGGCAAACUUCACAGCCUGAUAUAGCAGCUCCCUAA
Alternaria atra is the source of this 1161-nucleotide messenger RNA. RefSeq lists its product as uncharacterized. The transcript is spliced from 2 exons. NCBI's taxonomy places the organism in Eukaryota, Fungi, Ascomycota, Dothideomycetes, Pleosporales, Pleosporaceae. Bases 1 to 1161 code for a protein of 386 amino acids. The record is from RefSeq and is a predicted model, not a curated record.